This is a messenger RNA of Pan troglodytes (chimpanzee), 2527 nucleotides long. RefSeq names its product protein phosphatase 2 regulatory subunit Bdelta (gene PPP2R2D). The coding region runs from base 576 to 1940 and encodes 454 amino acids. Gene Ontology annotation, molecular function: protein phosphatase regulator activity; protein binding. NCBI's taxonomy places the organism in Eukaryota, Metazoa, Chordata, Mammalia, Primates, Hominidae. The transcript is spliced from 11 exons. Gene Ontology annotation, cellular component: protein phosphatase type 2A complex. The record is from RefSeq and is a predicted model, not a curated record.
GCCAUUUUGAAAAGAGAAAAAAAUCUCUCCCCGGCGGCGGCGGCGGCGGUGGCGGCAGCCGGGGCUGAGCGCUCGGCUGCAGCGGCGCGGAGGCCGUCUCCCUGGUCUGCCGCGGUCCCCGCCCGUCCCGCCGCCGGCUGCCAUGGCAGGAGCCGGAGGCGGCGGCUGCCCCGCGGGCGGCAACGACUUCCAGUGGUGCUUCUCGCAGGUCAAGGGGGCCAUCGACGAGGACGUGGCCGAAGCGGACAUCAUUUCCACCGUUGAGUUUAAUUACUCUGGAGAUCUUCUUGCAACAGGAGACAAGGGCGGCAGAGUUGUUAUUUUUCAGCGUGAACAAGAGGUACUGGCCCAGCCCCGCCGUCCUGCCCUGCCAUGAGGUGUGAGCAGCUUUCUCAGCACUUCCUGCAGAGAAGUCUGGCAGGGGUGUGAAUUCUCUCUUCCCUUCAGGGAGAGAGUGGUAGGAGAGGGUCAAAGGAGAACAGUUUCAACAUCUGCCCCAUGCAGCACACGCGGGGCAGUCAGCGGCGAGGCGCUCAGCUCCUGCCCGUGGAGGCUUCGGUUGAAGGAAUGCAGGAAUGCCCUGCCCGUCAGACUCAGUGCGGCGGACAGGGGCAGGCGAGGCACUCAGCUCCUGCCCGUGGAGGCUUCGGUGGAAGGAAUGCCCUGCACGUCAGACUCAGUGCAGCGAUGCGGGGCAGGCGAGGCGCUCAGCUUCUGCCCGUGGAGGCUUCGGUGGAAGGAAUGCCCUGCACAUCGGACUCUGCAGCAGUGCGGGUAAUAAAAGCCGUCCUCAUUCUAGGGGAGAAUAUAAUGUUUACAGCACCUUUCAAAGUCAUGAACCGGAGUUUGACUAUUUGAAAAGUCUAGAAAUUGAGGAAAAAAUUAAUAAAAUUAGGUGGUUACCACAACAGAAUGCUGCUCAUUUUCUACUGUCUACAAAUGAUAAAACUAUAAAAUUAUGGAAAAUAAGUGAACGAGAUAAAAGAGCAGAAGGUUAUAACCUGAAAGACGAAGAUGGAAGACUUCGAGACCCAUUUAGGAUCACGGCGCUACGGGUCCCAAUAUUGAAGCCCAUGGAUCUUAUGGUAGAAGCGAGUCCACGGCGAAUUUUUGCAAAUGCUCACACAUAUCAUAUAAAUUCCAUUUCAGUAAAUAGUGAUCAUGAAACAUAUCUUUCUGCAGAUGACCUGAGAAUUAAUUUAUGGCACUUAGAAAUCACAGAUAGAAGCUUUAACAUCGUGGACAUCAAGCCUGCUAACAUGGAGGAGCUGACCGAAGUCAUCACCGCAGCCGAGUUCCACCCGCACCAGUGCAACGUGUUCGUCUACAGCAGUAGCAAAGGGACCAUCCGCCUGUGUGACAUGCGCUCCUCGGCCCUGUGCGACAGACACUCCAAGUUUUUUGAAGAGCCUGAAGAUCCCAGCAGUAGGUCCUUCUUCUCAGAAAUAAUUUCAUCCAUAUCCGAUGUAAAAUUCAGUCAUAGUGGGCGGUACAUGAUGACCAGAGACUACCUGUCGGUGAAGGUGUGGGACCUCAACAUGGAGAGCAGGCCGGUGGAGACCCACCAGGUCCACGAGUACCUGCGCAGCAAGCUCUGCUCUCUCUAUGAGAACGACUGCAUCUUUGACAAGUUUGAGUGUUGCUGGAACGGUUCGGAUAGUGCCAUCAUGACCGGGUCCUACAACAACUUCUUCAGGAUGUUUGAUAGAGACACGCGGAGGGAUGUGACCCUGGAGGCCUCGAGAGAGAGCAGCAAACCGCGCGCCAGCCUCAAACCCCGGAAGGUGUGUACGGGGGGUAAGCGGAGGAAAGACGAGAUCAGUGUGGACAGUCUGGACUUCAACAAGAAGAUCCUGCACACAGCCUGGCACCCCGUGGACAAUGUCAUUGCCGUGGCUGCCACCAAUAACUUGUACAUAUUCCAGGACAAAAUCAACUAGAGACGCGAACGUGAGGACCAAGUCUUGUCUUGCAUAGUUAAGCCGGACAUUUUUCUGUCAGAGAAAAGGCAUCAUUGUCCGCUCCAUUAAGAACAGUGACGCACCUGCUCCUUCCCUUCACAGACACAGGAGAAAGCCGCCUCCGCUGGAGGCCCGGUGUGGUUCCGCCUCGGCGAGGCGCGAGACAGGCGCUGCUGCUCACGUGGAGACGCUCUCGAAGCAGAGUUGGCGGACACUGCUCCCAAAAGGUCAUUACUCAGAAUAAAUGUAUUUAUUUCAGUCCGAGCCUUCCUUUCCAAUUUAUAGACCAAAAAAUUAACAUCCAAGAGAAAAGUUAUUGUCAGAUACCGCUCUUUCUCCAACUUUCCCUCUUUCUCUGCCAUCACACUUGGGCCUUCACUGCAGCGUGGUGUGGCCACCGUCCGUGUCCUCUCGGCCUUCCUCCGAGUCCAGGUGGACUCCGUGGAUGUGUGGUUGUGGCCCGAGCAGGCUUAGGCGGCCCCACUCACCCACAGCAUCCGCCGCCACCCCUUCGGGUGUGAGCGCUCAAUAAAAACAACACACUAUAAAGUGUUUUUAAAUCCAAA